UGCCGUUUCGAUCCACCUGCUCUGUCACGGGAACUGCCGGUGCUUGGUGUCAGCAACGCGUCCCUGUUAUCUUUCCUCGGAGGUCUAGAACGUCAUCGACGUAUUCAAAUUGAUAUCUUAGUACGGUGUGAGUAGAGAGUUUUAGCAGACCGUUGAUAACCUGAGUUAGGCGUCGAACCGUAUCAACCGGAUCCAAUCAGUGGAUAAGAUUUGGGUCACGCGCGACUACGAUUGGUUCCGAUACACCACGAUAACCUACUGUACGGUAUACUAAAACUCACUAGUGAAAGUGCGGAGGCGUCAGCGUUAAACUACGGUCAAGAGAUGAGGGGGAAUCCUUCCACCUCUCCUAUGGCAUUUGUUUAUACGGCAGAUAGGGUUCGACGAAGACGACGACAAAAAAACGUUGCGUGCCAUGUUUCCCCAUGACAGAUGAGAACCGUCGCAUCUCGGAGGCCUCUGAGGAGGAGGAAGACCACGUAGUCGCCUUCACGGGCGUCAUCGGCACUGUCUCUCACCUCACAGACGUGCAGGGGGUCAUUGCAGUCGCGCACCCUUUGAAAUGGGUGGUCCUCUUUGGCGUCCCCGCCUUCGAGGACGGCGUCUACAACAAUUUCCGCCAGGCGAACCUCAGUGUUGGCGACAUGGUUGUCAUGGACGCCACGUUGAGUCCGCAGGAUACCAGGAAAGACGUCUUUGAAGCAUCGCGUGUGACACGCUACGAGGAGCCCCAGACGCAGCCAGACGUCGACAGUCCCUUUGCACCCAACGGCCUCGAGGAGCACGGGACCGUCCAAAGUUUCGGUCGCAUGUUUGGGUUCAUCACGUUUGGGACGGGGAUGAGAAAGCUCGCCUUCUUUCACGCCGCUGACGUGAAACUAGGGAACGAGUACCUCGAUCUCGGGAACAUCCCUCUAGACCACGUGAUGCGGGUCGGAGACAAAGUUCUUUUGAGAACCGUCAAGAAUGACCGGCGUAGAAGUAAGGCUAGGUGGAGGGCAGAGGUCGUUUACGUUGAGUAACUAUGGUAAGUGAGCUCAAAGAGCAAGCCAGCUUUGCAUGGUGUUUUCUUUUUUUUUUUUCUUCUUUUUUCUUUCUUUUUUUGCGCUCCAAUGAAGCUUUGUGUGUGGCUCGACCUGGGUAGUGAAGAUCGCCAUAGUUUUUCUUGUUUUGUUUUUACGUUUUAGGUUUUAAGUUGCGUUUUACGUUUUAAGUACGUGCUUGGUCUGCUAGCUGCGCAGGCAUCGAUUUAUUUUUUCUUACUGAUGAACAUUACGAGCGAUGUUAGAAUUACUCCUGUUAAGUACAAUAAAGUUGUUGAUUUGUCA
Ornithodoros turicata is the source of this 1328-nucleotide messenger RNA. RefSeq lists its product as uncharacterized. NCBI's taxonomy places the organism in Eukaryota, Metazoa, Arthropoda, Arachnida, Ixodida, Argasidae. The transcript has 2 exons. The record is from RefSeq and is a predicted model, not a curated record. The coding region runs from base 426 to 1022 and encodes 198 amino acids.